UUCCUACUUCCUCCACUUCCUUCAAUUUUACUGCUAAAAUCGUAGCGCCACCAGAAAACCCCUUCUUCUCUUUCUUUAUCUCUCCUCUCUCUCUCUUCGCAUCUUUCUCUGAAACUCACAAUCACUCAAUUAAAACCCAGUAGACAACUGUAAUGGGCUUAUGGCUUUUGGUGGAUUUUUUGCGGGGAUGAAGUGGGUAUGACGCGGGAGCGGGGGUGAGUCUAGAAUUCCUCCGCAAUGGAUGGUGGAGCGGGGAUGGGGAUGAAAUCUUUCCCCGUAAUGGGUGGUGGGGCGAGGAUGGGGAUGAGAAUUUAAUGCGGGUGCGGGUGUGGAUACCAUCCUCCACACCUCAACUUUCUCCUCUUCUCUCUCUUUCUCUAACCUUUGGGCUCCUCUGUUUCUCAGUCUAACGUUCUUUUUUUCUGGCUCCCUCAUACUCUUUUUUUUCUUUUUCUCUGAUGUUUGCUGGACGUACUGCUGCCUGCCGGAGCUCGGAGAAGGAACAUUGCGGUCUGCCGGAAGCGCGGAAUGAACCCAUAUAUAAGGCAAGAGCCACAAAUUCAUCAGUUCUAGUAUAGUUUGCUGGUUUGUGCUGAGUGAGCAUCUCCUGGACUACCUUUUCCUUGGUUUUUCUCCCCUUCUUUGAUACUGGGGCCAUUAUGAAGGAAAAGAGCUUUAGCAUUGCCUUUUGAGAACUUCAUUUGGCUUUGUUGAGAUUCAGAGGAGACUACAAUGCAUCGUCAGUUUGGACGGCUACUUAUCAUAUGCCGAGGAUUUGUACAACACGAUUUGAAAUGUAAAUUAGGGGGAGUACCCCAGUAUCAAUUUCUCAAUGCUCCUACAUGUUUUCCCUCCAAGUUGGUCAGAUUCCGUGCUUUCCACCUUGAAGAAGUUUCAGUUUUAACCAAUCAAGAAACUGAGUUCCAAGAACUAAAUGAUUCGAAAGAGCAAACUAUCAACAUUGAUAGGAUUGCUUUAAAGGCUCAGAACUUGGUCAAAGAGUUCUCAAAUAGCUCAACUGAAGAGCUUGUUCAAGCUCUUGAUAGUAGUGGACUUUCUUUAAGUGAGAAUCUUGUCCUUGAUGUUCUUAGACGACUUCAAUCUGAUUGGAAGUCAGCAUUUCAAUUCUUCAGCUGGGUGUCUAAUAAUCCAAGUGGGUCUUUCCUAGGGAUUAAGGCUUACAAUGAAAUGCUUGGAAUACUGGGCAAGGCAAAGCGGUUUAACGAACUCGACCAAUUAUUUGACGAUAUGUUUAACAGAGGAAUCAUGAAUGAGAGGUCAUAUGGGAUUGUGGUUCAUCGAUAUGCUGCUGCUCAUAAGAUUGAUGAUGCAAUUGACUUCUUCUAUAAGAGGAAGCAGUAUGAGCUUAAGGUUGAUUUAAUUGCUUUCCAAACACUUCUUAUGUCUUUGUGCCGGUACAAGCAUGUUGAGGCUGCUGAAUUUUUGUUUCAUUCAAAGAAAGGUGAGUUUCAGUAUGAUACCAAGACUUGGAAUAUUAUUCUUAAUGGAUGGUGUGUGUUAGGCAAUAUACGUGAAACAAAAAGAUUUUGGAAUGAGAUCAUCCGUUCUAGGUGUAGACCCGACAAAAUCACAUAUGGGACUUUCAUAAACGCACUACGCAAGUCCGGAAAAAUUAGUACAGCGGUGAAGUUGUUACAUGCGAUGUGGCAGAAGGGUUGCAACCCUGACGUCGUAAUAUGUAACAGUGUCAUUGACGGGCUGUGCUUUAAGAAAAGGAUACCUGAAGCAAUUCAGAUCAUGCGUGAGAUGAAUGAGAAAGAUUGUGAACCUGAUGUGGUUACUUACAACUGUCUUAUUAAGCACUUGUGUAAGAUUCGAAGGAUGAAUAUAGUGUUCCAGUUCUUGGAUGAAAUGGAGAAGAAGGGAGGGAAUGUUUCCCCAAAUUCUAGAACAUAUAGUCACUUGUUGACAUCUGCAAAGAGUCUAGAGGAAGUUCAGAGUCUGCUAGAAAGAAUGAAAUCAAAUGGAUGUGAGAUGACAGGUGACUUGUAUAAUUUGCUACUUAAGCUGUAUAUGAAUUGGGAUAAUGAGAAACUGGUUCAAUCAACUUGGGAGCAAAUGUCCAACGAUGGUAUGGGACCUGAUCAGCGAUCUUACACGAUAAUGAUCCAUGGUCGGUAUGACCAAGGGAGAAUAGUAGAGGCGUUGGAUUAUUUCAAAGAAAUGACUUCAAAGGGAAUGAUGCCGGAGCCAAGGACGAACUUGUUGAUUGAUGCCAUGAAAAUGAAGAUGAGCGUGAAAGGUGUCGAAUAAUCUAGCAAAUACCAUAUUGUCUGCCAAUGUCUGGAUAGACGAAAGUUGCUGAACAUUGCUUAGGACUUUGUUGCGUAUAACCAUCCUCUGAUAUAUGACUGUUAGGUUUUAGUUAGUUAAUUAGGUUUCUGUAUAUUAAGGUGGAUCUAAAGAUUCUUAGGUACAAUUUUGUAGGCCUGUUUAAUCAUCAAAUAGUAAAAUAGUUUUUCCACCACA
Beta vulgaris subsp. vulgaris (sugar beet) is the source of this 2490-nucleotide messenger RNA. Its product is annotated as putative pentatricopeptide repeat-containing protein At3g15200. The transcript is spliced from 3 exons. The record is from RefSeq and is a predicted model, not a curated record. The coding region runs from base 733 to 2274 and encodes 513 amino acids. Lineage: Eukaryota; Viridiplantae; Streptophyta; Magnoliopsida; Caryophyllales; Amaranthaceae. Gene Ontology annotation, molecular function: protein binding.